GGCGCCGGCGCCGGAUAUCCGCUGGAGAGUCACGUUGUGGCGGUGAUGGCGGAGCCUGGGGCCGAGUUUCUCAUCAGCGGCGGCACCGGCUAUGUCCCGGAGGACGGGCUGAGCAGUGGGCAGCUCCUGGGGGCCGGAGACGGGCUGACCUACAAUGAUUUCCUGAUCUUGCCAGGAUACAUUGAUUUCACCUCCGAUCAAGUGGACCUUACCUCUGCCCUCACCAAGAAGAUCACACUAAAGACACCUCUGGUCUCCUCCCCGAUGGACACAGUGACCGAAGCCAAUAUGGCCAUUGCGAUGGCGCUAAUGGGAGGAAUCGGUUUCAUUCACCACAACUGCACCCCUGAGUUCCAGGCCAACCAAGUGCGCAGGGUGAAGAAAUACGAACAGGGAUUCAUCACGGACCCAGUGGUGAUGAGCCCCCGGGAUCAGGUCCGCGACGUUUUCGAGGCAAAGGCUCGGCACGGGUUCUGCGGGAUUCCCAUCACCGAUUCUGGAAAGCUGGGGGGGAAACUGGUUGGAAUCAUCUCAUCCCGAGACAUCGACUUUCUGACACAGGAGAAGCACGACCUCCCGCUGGCUGAGGUGAUGACAAGGAGGGAGGACCUGGUCGUGGCUCCAGCGGCCAUUACCCUGAAGGAGGCCAACGAGAUACUGCAAAGGAGCAAGAAAGGGAAGCUCCCAAUCGUUAAUGAGGAUGACCAGCUGGUGGCCAUCAUCGCUCGGACCGACCUGAAGAAGAACCGGGACUACCCCCUCGCCUCCAAGGACUCCCGCAAGCAGCUGCUGUGUGGGGCAGCCAUCGGCACCCAUGCUGACGACAAAUAUCGGCUCGACCUCCUGGUGCAGGCAGGGGUGGACGCUGUGGUCCUGGAUUCCUCGCAGGGAAACUCCAUUUUCCAGAUCCAUAUGAUCCAGCACAUUAAAGAAAAGUAUCCAGACUUGCAGGUUAUUGGCGGGAAUGUGGUGACAGCCGCGCAGGCGAAGAACCUGAUCGACGCUGGGGUGGAUGCUCUGCGAGUGGGGAUGGGCAGCGGCUCUAUCUGCAUCACACAAGAAGUGCUGGCAGUCGGGAGGCCGCAGGCUACCGCGGUAUACAAGGUGGCCGAAUACGCCCGGCGUUUUGGGGUGCCUGUCAUCGCUGACGGAGGGAUCCAGACAGUGGGACACAUUGUCAAGGCUCUGGCGCUGGGAGCAUCCACAGUGAUGAUGGGAUCCCUCCUGGCCGCUACGAGUGAAGCGCCUGGUGAAUAUUUCUUCACCGAUGGGGUGAGGCUGAAGAAAUACCGUGGGAUGGGAUCAGUUGAUGCAAUGGACAAACAUGUUGGCAGCCAGAGUCGCUACUUCAGUGAGUCGGACAAGAUUAAAGUGGCUCAGGGAGUGUCUGGUGCUGUCCAGGACAAGGGUUCCAUCCAUAAGUUCGUCCCGUAUUUGAUUGCUGGAAUUCAACACGGCUGCCAGGACAUCGGAGCUAAGAGUUUAACACAGCUUAGAGUGAUGAUGUACUCCGGAGAGCUGAAGUUUGAGAGGAGGACGCUGUGUGCUCAGAUGGAAGGAGGAGUCCAUGGGCUGCAUUCGUAUGAGAAGAGACUUUUCUGAAUCCUGUGGGGACCUGUCCAGACAAACUUUCAGAUCCACUUUGCCUUCCAUGCACAGUAAUGAACUCAGGACUGGGAUUUGAAGCCUGAUUCUGUGUGGCUCACCUUGCAAAUUCUUCAGAGGAAUGUUUUAUUUGUUGGUAAACAGGAUUGGAAACCUGUGUGCGAGCUACAGCUGUCCCUGGUUUACACACUACAUCCAGUAUUGACUACUGUAGGCUGCAGUUGAAACCACUGUGCACAGGGUGCGAUGAACUUUUAUUAAUGUGGAAUGCGUGUGCAGCAAUCCAUCUGACCCAGAAGGUCCUUGUUUACAGAAUAAUGAAUGGUUCCCAAUGUU
Hypanus sabinus (Atlantic stingray) is the source of this 1941-nucleotide messenger RNA. RefSeq names its product inosine-5'-monophosphate dehydrogenase 2. Gene Ontology annotation, biological process: GTP biosynthetic process. Bases 46 to 1602 code for a protein of 518 amino acids. Lineage: Eukaryota; Metazoa; Chordata; Chondrichthyes; Myliobatiformes; Dasyatidae. The record is from RefSeq and is a predicted model, not a curated record. Gene Ontology annotation, molecular function: IMP dehydrogenase activity. The transcript has 14 exons. Gene Ontology annotation, cellular component: cytoplasm.